AUGGUGCAACGUACCAGAUUCGCGAGAGUCGCUGUCGAAGUUGACUUGUCGAAGCCCCUAGUUCCAAGAAUCCGCCCGGAUGGGAUAUGGCAGAGGGUUGAAUUCGAAAACCUACCGCUUGUCUGUUUUGAAUGUGGGAAAAUUGGGCAUACUAAGGCCAGCUGCCCUGUCCUCUGUCCGGCUCAGAAUAGAGAUCGAGUGGCGGAAUUCUCACCGACGCCGACGGCAGUCUCCGUCGAGCCCUCGCCGGAGGAAGGGCCUGGCUUUGGCCCCUGGAUGCUUGUCACGAGAAAAUCCCGCCGUAAUCAGCGGGAUAUACCAAAUCAGGGGCGACUGGCUCAGGCGGAGGAAGCUAUUGACGGGACAAACAACAAGCAGGAAAGGAAAGAUGGAUCCACGAAAAAGGAAAGGGGAAAGUUGCCAAAUCAGGCUGGGGCUAAAUCAACUCAACGGAAACAGGGGCUGCAGAUAACGCAAGAAGGAAAUACGAGCAAGAAGGGGAAAGGGGAUAACAAAAAAGGGAAAGAGGUUGCUUCGGUGGCUGCGGACUUUGUAGACUCCUCGGGUAUUCUCGGCCCGUUGCCAAGGCCCGAAGGGCCAAGCUCCAGGGAGGUUUCAUCCACCCCCAAGUCUAAUGAAGCUUCGUCUUCUGGGCCCAAGGACGAUGGGCUUAAUGCUCCUCAAACCAUUGGGUUGAAGAAAGAAAGGAAGAAAGGAGCGCAGGGGAGGAAGGAGUCAACGCCGAAGAAGAAUACUCCAAUCCGGCACAGUCCGAUGAAGGCUCUCAAGCUGUGGACUCCUGUCAAGGAUCGGAAGAGCAAAGGCCACGAGAAAUGGGUCUCCUUAACCCUGCAACAGAUUAAAGAUUGGACGGAAAUGAGCUCGGAGAACAGAGCGAGCGAGGCUCGUCGGGAAUCCCCUCUCCCAUCGGACGGGCUCAACCCGCAACUGAUCGGAGGGAGUGGCCAGCCGGCCUAG
This is a messenger RNA of Linum trigynum, 978 nucleotides long. NCBI's taxonomy places the organism in Eukaryota, Viridiplantae, Streptophyta, Magnoliopsida, Malpighiales, Linaceae. The record is from the annotation of a GenBank genome assembly.